Molecule: messenger RNA, 2597 nt
Organism: Xyrauchen texanus (razorback sucker)
Lineage: Eukaryota; Metazoa; Chordata; Actinopteri; Cypriniformes; Catostomidae
Gene: wasa
Product: WASP actin nucleation promoting factor a
Exons: 10
Coding region: 166-2076 (636 amino acids)
Biological process (GO): actin filament organization
Molecular function (GO): actin binding
Source: RefSeq, a predicted model, not a curated record
CCAUUUCCUGUGAAAACCUUUUGUCUGCUGAUGUUACAAGUGAGUAGGAAGAGAAACUCAAUGCUCUCUGUUGAGCCUAGUCAUCAGUACAUCACAGGAUAUCUCUCAUUCUUUUGUCUUUUGAGUGUAACUUUUUAAAGGUUAGAUUUGAGUGCAUGUGAGGCCAUGAGGCGAGGAACAAAGGUGAAAGGUCAGGAGAGUAUGGGCCACUCUCUGCUCAGUCCACAGGAGAAUGAGAGACUGGAAGAUCUGCUGGGCAGGAGGUGUGUGUCUCUGUCUUCCGCAGUGGUGCAGCUGUUUAUGGCUCUACCGAGUGAGCCAACCCGCUGGACCUUUCAGCAGGCUGGUGUAGUUAGUUUUGUCAAGGACAGCCCUCAGCGCUCCUAUUUCAUUCGUCUCUAUGACAUGAAGGCAGGGAAGCUGGUGUGGGAACAAGAAAUCUAUAAUCAACUGAUGUACCAAAGGGCCAAGCUUUUUUUUCACACAUUCCCUGGAGACGACUGUCAGGUGGGGUUAAAUUUUGCUGAUGUAACAGAGGCUGAAAAUUUCUUCACUGUAGUGGAGGAGAAGAUCAGCCAGAGAAAUAAUCGCUUUGAGAACCAGCAGAGAAAAGGAUCUGUAUCUAGAGGCAUUGGGACACCUACCAUGACUCCAAUGGUGCCUCUUACUGUCCAGAACCAAAUCAUUCCUACCAAAUCAAAGAAAGAGAAGAAAGAGAAAGAAAAGAAAAAUAAGAAGAAAGGAUCCAAACUGUUGAAGGGACAAAUUGGAGCACCCAGUGGAUUCACGCAUGUCAGUCACUAUGGCAUGAGUUCCAACAAUGUGGACCCAGAUAUUAUGAAACUUCUGACCCGCGCUGGGAUCAGCGAAGCAGAUUUAAACGAUUCAGAAACCUCUCAACUCAUCUAUGAUGUCAUUGAGCGUUCAGGUGGAAUGGAGGCUGUUAAAAUGGCCUUUAACCAUCAGGAGUCUCCACGUCCUCCAGUCCCUGGUGGUCAUCGUGGCUCUCUUCCCCAAGUGCCUACUGGACUCUCCUCAGCACCUACUCCCCCUCAAGGUCGUACAGGGCCUCUACCACCAGUCCCUGGAUCGAUUCAAUCCUCUGGUCCUCCACCCACACGUGGUUCCCUUCCACCUACACCUCCAAGAGGCCACAGUGGGUCUCUACCAGCAGUUCUAUCUCCACAAGCCCUUGAGAGCCGCAGCCCACGAUCUGCAACAUUAGGGCCCCUGCCACCUGUUCCAGGAGGGCGGAACGGGCCCUUACCGCAGUCCCCAACAGCACGUAGUGGACCCUUACCCCCACCACCUUCAGGUCGGAGCGGACCAUUGCCACCACCUCCAGCAGAACGCAGAGAGUCUUUAACUCCAGUUCAAGGAAGAAGAACCGUAACUCCAGUGAAUGAAAGGCGAGGAAGUGUUUUGUCACCCCAGCCUGCUGCAAAGUCUUCCCUACCACUACCACCUGGAGCAAGGAGCGGACACUUACCUCCCCCUCCAAGAAACAAUAGUGGAUGCUUUCCACCUCCACCAUUAUCUGAAAUGCCAUUGCCACCUCCCCCAUCAGACUUUUUCCCUCCUCCACCUUGUGAAUCAUUCCCCCCUCUGCCAUCUGAAGACUUAGUUGAUUCUGUUCCUCCACCCCUUUUCUCUGAAUCGAGGUUUCCUCCUCGAAGUAAUCACCAUUCUUCUGGCUUUGCCCCUCCACCCCCUCCACUCUCAGCCAAAUCUUGCACAGGUGGUCAAGCUCCUCCACCUCCUCCUCCUCCUCCUCCUCCUCCCGCUGCCCCUACUAUAAUGAACAUUGGCAGCAAACUGGAGGGAACUGGUCCUCCCUCUCCAGCAUCCUGUGGUGGGACAGGGGGUAGAGGUGCAUUACUUUCCCAGAUACAAAUAGGGAAGCAGCUCAAAAAGGUGACCAGCAACAUAGAAUCGCCAUCACCUGCACUGGAAACAGAAGAGGGAAUAGUUGGAGCUCUCAUGAUGGCAAUGCAGAAGAGGAGUAAAGUCAUCCAUUCCUCAGAAGAGGAAGAUGAAUUUGACGAUGAUGAUGACGACGAUGAAGAGUGGAAUUAAUCCUGGUUUAAUCUGAAACAAUUAGCAUUGCACAAACCUGAGCAGUUUAAGCAUGUUGUGAAUGUUAACUUUCAACACUGAGUUCUCAGCCUCUGUGGGUGUAUAUAAUGCCUUCAAUACAACAGAGGUAUAGAAAAGGUAAUCAAAGAAAACAUAAACAGUAAAUUGAUUGCUUGCUCAAAUGUACUACUGUACACUUGGCAAGACUUGCAGUACGUUUGGUGUGUACACUUCCCUGCCUAGACCAGACAAUGAAAGACACAGGUAGCAAAUAAAAGUGUACAAUUUGUUAAUUUUUCAGAUGAUUAUUUCUUUAACAUUUAUUAUAUGUAAAUACACUCAGAUCUAAAUGUGAUAAAAAAAAAGUAAAUCUACUGCUCACAAAUUCUUGCCCAUUUUUUUUUUUUUUUUUUUGCCUAACAUUAUCUAAGAACAAGACAUUUCACAACCAGAGUAUUCUACUAUUUUAUGUAAAAAAAAGAAAAGAAAAAAAAAGGACAAAAAUAUUUCCCAGUUUAGUU